AUGGAGGGAGCCGGUUACAGGGUGGUGUUUGAGAAAGGAGGCGUGUACCUGCACACCAGUGCCAAGAAGCACCAAGACCCGGACUCCCUCAUCGCCGGCGUCAUCCGUGUUGUGGAGAAGGACAAUGAUGUCCUCCUGCACUGGGCUCCUAUAGAGGAGGCUGGAGAUUCCUCCCAAAUCUUCUUCUCCAAGAAGGACACCAGUGGGGGUGACUCCUGCACCUCUGAGGAGGAACCGACCUUUGAUCCCGGCUAUGAACCCGACUGGGCUGUCAUCAGCACCGUGCAGCCACGGCCCCGCCAUUCAGAGCCCACGAGAGGUGCGGAGCCCAGCUCCCCUCGGGGCUCCUGGGCCUUCUCGGUGAGUCUAGGGGAGCUCAGGUCCAUCCGCCGUUCCAAGCCGGGCCUUAGCUGGGCGUACCUGGUGCUGGUCACGCAGGCCGGCGGCUCCCUGCCUGCCCUGCACUUCCACCGCGGGGGCACCCGCGCCCUGCUCCGCGUCCUCAGCCGCUACCUGCUCCUGGCCAGCUCCCCGCAGGACUCCCGCCUCUACCUCGUGUUCCCCCACGACUCGUCAGCACUUUCCAGCUCCUUCCACCACCUCCAGCUCUUCGACCAGGACAGCUCCAACGUGGUGUCUCGCUUCCUCCAGGACCCCUACUCCACCACCUUCAGCAGCUUCUCCCGUGUGACCAACUUCUUCCGGGGAGCCCUGCAGCCUCACCUGGAGGGGGCCUCCCCUGACCUGCCCCCGGCCCCGGAUGACGAGCCUGAGCCUGGGUUCGAGGUCAUCUCCUGUGUGGAGCUGGGGCCGCGGCCGGCCGUGGAGCGGGCGCCUCCCGUCACAGAGGAGGAGUGGACUGGCCACGUAGGCCCCGAGGGCCGCCUGCAGCGGGUCCCAGAGCUGAAAGCCCGCAUCUUCUCAGGGGGUCUGAGCCCCAGCCUGCGGCGCGAGGCCUGGAAGUUCCUCCUGGGGUACCUGAGCUGGGAGGGCUCGACGGAGGAGCACAAGGCCCAUGUGCGCAAGAAAACGGACGAGUACUUCCGCAUGAAGCUGCAGUGGAAAUCUGUGAGCCCUGAGCAGGAGCGGAGGAACUCACUGCUACAUGGAUACCGCAGCCUCAUCGAGCGGGACGUGAGCCGCACCGAUAGGACCAACAAGUUCUACGAGGGCCCCGAGAACCCGGGGCUGGGCCUGCUGAACGACAUCCUCCUGACCUACUGCAUGUACCACUUCGAUCUCGGCUACGUCCAGGGCAUGAGUGACCUUCUCUCCCCGAUCCUCUACGUCAUCCAGAACGAGGUGGACGCCUUCUGGUGUUUCUGCGGUUUCAUGGAGCGUGUGCACGGGAACUUCGAGGAGAGUCAGGAGACCAUGAAGCGGCAGCUCGGGCAACUCCUGCUGCUCCUCAGGGUGCUGGACCCGCCACUCUGCGACUUCCUGGACUCCCAGGACUCUGGUUCUCUCUGCUUCUGCUUCCGGUGGCUGCUUAUCUGGUUCAAGAGGGAAUUCCCCUUCCCGGAUGUCCUCCGGCUGUGGGAGGUGCUGUGGACAGGGCUCCCCGGCCCCAAUCUGCACCUGCUGGUGGCCUGCGCCAUCCUGGACAUGGAGCGGGACACCCUCAUGCUUUCCGGCUUCGGCUCUAAUGAGAUCCUCAAGCACAUCAACGAGCUGACCAUGAAGCUGAGUGUGGAGGACGUGCUGACGCGGGCUGAGGCCCUCUACCGGCAGCUGACCGCCUGCCGGGAGCUACCCCACAACGUGCAGGAGGUUCUAGGCUUGGCGCCGCCUGCAGAGCCCCAAAGCCCCUCACCCCCUGCCUCCCCACUGCCGCUGUCGCCCACCCGGGCCCCACCAGCUCCGCUCCCCUCCGCGGACACGGCCACGGCCACGCAGCCUGACAGCAGUCUGGAGAUCCUGCCUGAAGAGGACGACGACGAGGAAGGUGUCGACUCCUAA
This is a messenger RNA of Rangifer tarandus platyrhynchus (Svalbard reindeer), 1959 nucleotides long. The record is from the annotation of a GenBank genome assembly. Lineage: Eukaryota; Metazoa; Chordata; Mammalia; Artiodactyla; Cervidae.